Molecule: messenger RNA, 3041 nt
Organism: Heterotrigona itama
Lineage: Eukaryota; Metazoa; Arthropoda; Insecta; Hymenoptera; Apidae
Source: the annotation of a GenBank genome assembly
AUGAUCCCCGGCGACAAUACAUUUAGCGACACGAGAAGAAGGAACGUGGGACUGUUAAGAUCGAUAGAUUCGCGUUACAAAAGACUCUCGCGAUGGUUUCUUUCUUACGUUCGGCUCAAUUUUCGCUUUUUUCCCCCUGGAUUACCCUCGUCUUCAACGUUUCUUUACGUUUCCUUUCAGACGGAAUUUUGGGGCUGCGUCAACUCGACUUUGAACGAGGUGAAGAGACACGAGAACUGGACUGGAAGGGGUUGUUGUUACCUAGUACAGAAUCCAAUAUGCCGAUCCACGUGCGCCCUCUCAGGCUCUAGAAGAGAUCUGAACGAAUCCUGUCGGCCAAGUGACGAGCCCGAAUUUUACUCUUGCUUGGAAAGGCGAGAAGAAGCCGAGCACUGUUGCAGCAACGUAUCUAACGAUACCUGUAGAGCAAUUUGUCAAGAUUUGUUCUAUAAACCCGGGAAGAUUUCAAAUCUGAAAUUAUACAGUAGCAAGGGAUGCUUCCAUCAGGUCCCAAAGUGUUUGAAAAGCGUGGCUGAAGUGAAGCACGCUGAAGAUCCGAAACAACCCUUCCAACGUCGUCGUCACUCUUACUGUGUUGUUACAACAGAUUUGCAUUGUUGCAACGUGGCUACGACCCCAGCCUGUCUAGAAACGUGCAAGAAAAUCCUGCACACGGCAACUACCGAUCAAGAAAUCAUGGAUGCGCUGACGGAGAAAUGCAGACCAGUUUUACCUCAAUCACCGUUUUGGAGCUGCCUGUUAAAAUCUGGCUCGUCAAAGCCAGCACGUUUACCUUUAGAUGCGGGCAAGCUGUCCUGCUGCACCAAAGCGACCAAGCCAUCGUGCCAAAAUCUGUGUUGGAGAGCGUUCCAAGCAGACUGGGAGUCCGCGUGGCUUCAGCUCGACGCAGAGUGCUUGUCGUCGAGCUUAGAAGGCGAGCUUAGGAGGUGUCUCGAGGAUACCGACGAUCCAUGCGAAAUGGGUUGCUCUGGACUGUCCUAUUGCACUCGAUUCAACGACAGGUCAACGACACUUUUCAGUACCAAACCUGGUCCAACUGCUACUCUUAUUUCACAUUUUAGAAGUUGUUCGGCCGCAGCUGACGAGGCAGCUAAAUUAGAAGCUGAUCACUGGUCCAGAGGUGGGAUCGUUCGAGGAUUAGGUGUGCCUGUUCGAGCUGCUGCUUCCUGCCCAUCGGAAACGCUACGAGCAGCCGCGUGUCUAUUGCAAUUAAGACCCUGUGAAACAAAGAUCCACGAGACGAGACUCUGUCGAGAAGAUUGCUUGGAAUUGAUGGCCAGUUGCGUAGACUGGUCAGCCAUUACUGGUCCCCAUACAGCGGCCACGUUAUGCGCGAAACUCUCUCCAGCUAGAUCCGAUGCAUCCUGCGUAUCUCUAAGACCGUUUCUAGAAGAUCCCCAGGAUAACGAGUCCGUGAUUCAUCUCGAGGAAGACAUCAUGACCCCUUGCAAAAGUAAUCCUUGCGGCCAGGGCGAGAUCUGCCAGCUGAUCCAUUUCGGCCGACAAUUAUACCGCUGUGUACCGGCUUGUUCUCUUGGAGAAAUGUCGAAACAAUUAGUACCCGUAGGAUCUUGGGUACAGAUCCCAAGAUACGACCAACAGGGCUGUCUCAGAAUCUGUCAGUGCACGCUGCACGGUUUGGAGAAGUGCCGAACGUUAAACUGCUAUAAAUUCAACUCUUGCUGGGUACACGAUCGGUUCAUCGCUCACAAGGCCAACUUCUAUCUGGAAUGUAAUCCCUGUCAUUGUUUCGAGGGCGAGUUCACGUGUUCUAAAAAGAACUGCGGGGAGAUCCGAGCUCCCUCCCUCCCCUGUGACUGUCCGGCUCAUUACGUUCCCGUCUGUGGAAGAUUAGGCUUCACUUUUGCAUCUGGUUGUCUGGCAAAGUGCGCGGAGAUGUCGGCGAAUGAGGUGGAAUUCGGUAGCUGUUCCUCUCGAGACGCCUGCGCAUCCAAUCCUUGCGACAGCACAGAAAAGUGCGUUCCAAGAACCAGGAUAUGCUUGUCCAGACUUCACAAAUCUUGUCGCCAGUACGAAUGCAUUCCCCUCGAUUGCGAUCCUCGAGAUGAAGCCAGCGGUCCAGUUUGCGACAAAGAGAACCGCCAAUAUCGAUCGGUGUGCGCUAUGAUUCGUUCUGGAGCUAGUUUGGCCUAUAGAGGACAUUGUCUGGAAGGAUGUAGCUUACGUGGUCCCGUUUGCGGCAUCAAUGGAGAGGUUUACGCGAACGAAUGCACGGCGUGGGCAGAAAGGACAGCGGUGGAUUACUUUGGCCCUUGCGUAGCUGUUGGAUUGAUAAGUGAUGAAGCUAAGCCUCGUUGCGGUGAUCUAGUACAGUGUCCUCGAUUAAUCGAGCCCUACUGCGUCGGAGUCACACCACCUGGUGCUUGUUGUCCUGUCUGCGGUGGAGCGGCUAAACUAUUUUAUUCCAAAAAACAGCUGGACAGGAUAUACUACACGAUGGAUGAGGACGUGGACAAAGAUACGGUUACGCUCGAGGUCCUAUUAUCAGCUCUGGCACGACAGAUCCAAGUGGCACAGUGUGUUCUUCGAGGCAUGAUGACACCGGACCUUGACAUAUUCAUUCUAAUACAGCCUACGUCGAAGAGGCCUUCGACUUUGCAACUACGGGCUUGCGUGGCCGAGAUCGAGAAAUUAGUUACCAGAAUUUCGGAGAGAAGUCCUAGGAUCACGGCCGAAGUACUCUUAGGCGCGCUCACCAGAGCGGAAAUUGCUCAUAGUUACAUAUCAAGUGCCAUGACCAUUGGAGGAUCCGUUACGCAGGUCUUUCUUGGAAUUCUCGUAUAUAUUAUAAUUUCGUGAAAAUCGAAAUACACACGCAGCUACGUACAAGGAUAAGAGACGACGCUGACUGCGAUGAGCGAGCGAUUCGUUUGUCGUAAUCAGUGCGGAUUUUCACUCGCAUUUUUUCAAAGGUGCUAAAACAUUUGUUUUACCUAAUGGCUUUACCGUAUUCUCGCGGUAUCGUCAAGUUCAUGACUGUGAUUCUUCUAGUGCCUAAC